Radiomyces spectabilis is the source of this 1008-nucleotide messenger RNA. RefSeq names its product mitochondrial glycoprotein. Lineage: Eukaryota; Fungi; Mucoromycota; Mucoromycetes; Mucorales; Radiomycetaceae. The transcript is spliced from 6 exons. Gene Ontology annotation, biological process: cytosolic ribosome assembly. Gene Ontology annotation, cellular component: mitochondrial matrix. Bases 154 to 951 code for a protein of 265 amino acids. The record is from RefSeq and is a predicted model, not a curated record.
AAAAAAAAAAAAAAAACCAAGCAAAGAAUUGUUCGGAUUUUCAUAUUCCGCGACGGAUGUGACUGCAAAAGGACUGGUGUCGGAAAUGCAAGGAAAAAAAAGCAGAGCCCUCGUAAUAUCCUGCCUUAUUGUUUCCCAACCUUGUCGUAAGCUAUGGCUUCUCAAUUGUUACGCUCCUCUCUUCGUGCUUUUGCUCGUCCUGCCUUGAUCAGAAAGGCAGCUGUUCCCGUCGCGCAUCGCGUCGCUCCUGCUGUGACCUUUGCCCCCAUGCGUUCAUUCACUGCUGGCGUGGCCCGCAUGAACAGCGGUGCAGUUGAUACCGAUUUGGCCCACAAGCUGAAUGAAGAACUUCAGUACGAAAAGUCCACGGAAGAAGCGGAACAACCUGAGUUUAUCAAGGAAUUCUUGCAGAAUAACUCUUUCCAGCUUGAGGAUAAAUUGGGCCAAGACGAAGUGAGCUUGAUCCGCACUUUUGGCAACGAAAAGAUCCGCGUCUUGUUUUCCAUUUCUGAUAUCAACAAUGCCGCUGCCGAUGACGGCUUCCUUCCCGAAGAGGACAUGGUUGAAGAGGGUGCCGAAGCUGACGAGGAAGAAGUGGCUUCGUUCCCUGUUCGUGUUUCUGUCACUAUUGAAAAGGAUGGCAAGGGUGCAGUCACAGUCGACACCGUGGCUCAAGACGGUGAGAUUGCCAUCGAAAGUGUCAUGUUCUACAAGGACGGCAAGGUAGCCACGGAACAAUCUGCCGAGGCUGAUUGGCAACGUCGUGGUCUCUACAUCGGUCCUCAAUUUGCGGAAUUGGAUGAGAACCUUCAAAACUUGUUUGAACGCUACCUUGAGGAACGCGGUAUAAACGCCGCCUUGGCCAGUUUCUUGCCUGAUUAUAUCGAAUACAAGGAACAAAAGGAGUACGUUCAAUGGCUCCAGAACGUCAAGGAUUUCGUUUCUGCAUAAAUAAAAAUGAUUCACUGUGUAGUAGAAUACAAUUGGGACAUCAUCCAUUACCGUCCA